Didymosphaeria variabile is the source of this 534-nucleotide messenger RNA. RefSeq lists its product as uncharacterized. Gene Ontology annotation, biological process: intracellular calcium ion homeostasis; calcium ion transmembrane transport. The transcript has 2 exons. The record is from RefSeq and is a predicted model, not a curated record. The coding region runs from base 1 to 534 and encodes 177 amino acids. Lineage: Eukaryota; Fungi; Ascomycota; Dothideomycetes; Pleosporales; Didymosphaeriaceae. Gene Ontology annotation, molecular function: P-type calcium transporter activity.
AUGGUCAUCGGUACUUACGUUGGAGCAGCAACCGUAUUCGGUUACGCCUGGUGGUUCAUGUUCAACAGCGCAGGUCCCCAAAUCAGCUUCUACCAGCUCAGCCACUUCCACCGCUGCUCCUCGCAAUUCCCAGAGAUCGGAUGCGAGAUGUUCGCCAACGAGUCUUCUCGCGCAGCUUCAACAGUCUCGCUGUCCAUCCUCGUCGUCAUCGAGAUGCUGAACGCCAUGAAUGCCCUUUCGUCAUCCGAAUCGCUGCUUACUCUGCCGCUCUGGAAAAACAUGAUGCUCGUGUAUGCUAUCUGCUUGUCUAUGGCGCUCCACUUCGUCCUACUAUACGUGCCUUUCCUGCAAGGCCUGUUCAGCGUCGUACCGCUGGAUUGGAGUGAGUGGAAGGCUGUUCUCUUGAUCAGCGGACCCAUCAUAAUCAUUGACGAAGGCCUCAAGUUUCUCGAGCGCAAGUUCUACAUGCACAAGUCUUCUGACGGCGCUCCACGUUACGAGCAGAACGGCAACGCAAGACCCAAGGCCGAGUGA